This is a messenger RNA of Lingula anatina, 3416 nucleotides long. RefSeq lists its product as uncharacterized. Gene Ontology annotation, cellular component: cytoplasm. Gene Ontology annotation, molecular function: protein binding. NCBI's taxonomy places the organism in Eukaryota, Metazoa, Brachiopoda, Lingulata, Lingulida, Lingulidae. The record is from RefSeq and is a predicted model, not a curated record.
UUAUUUGUGUUGGUUUUUUCACUUCAGAGUUGGAAAUGGAUCUAAGAGAUAUUUUACUUCUCUGUGCAAGUUUGCUGGUCGCUGCACCCUCAGUAUGCAAAGGAGCAUGUUCCGUCAAUCCUAACUGCUCAGACUGUGCCAAUUAUACCGAGGAAGGUCAGACAAAAUGGGGAUUCUACUGCAACCCUUACAGUGGGUCUUAUAUAGAUUCUUCUCACUUUAUGGCUACCAACGAUACGGUUGAUGUAUUUCGUGUUAUUUUUUCUGCAUCUCGUUUAACAUUUACCAUCAACAAUGGAUCAUUCGAAAACAUCCCUAAUAUUUUACGUAUGGAUUUUGAGAGCAAUUACGAAAUGACGCUUUCCAUAAGUCCAUUGGCUUUUUCUCACGGUGUGCAGAACAACAUGCGAUCUUUGUUCUUGCGGGACUCAUACCUUACCACCGUACCUUCCGCCCUCAGGUACUUAACUGUACUGCAGGAACUUGAUCUGGGAUACAACAAAAUUACUGGUGAUCCGACAAACUAUCUAAGUCACCUGACUUUGCUCCGGUUGCUAAUGCUUGACAACAACCGUCUAUUGAGUAGUAUCCCAACAUCAUUGGAGCACCUACCCAAUCUCCGGAAAUUGUCCCUUGCAAGCUGCGCCCUCAACCAGAGUUCUGUAGCGUCAUUUGACAAGCUACCCAGGUCAUUAGAGUGGCUAAGCGUUCAGGAUAAUAGACUGUAUGCUGUGCCUCCGGGAAUUGGAUUGCUUCGAAAUCUGACCUAUCUUAAUAUGAGAUCCUGUAGUCUGAACUCUUUGUCGGCCAACGUCUCCAUCAAUCUAAACAAGUUGGAGUUCCUAGAUCUAAGUGAAAAUCCAAGUAUUGUUCCCACUCUCGAGGUUCUUGUCCAUUUGAAGUCCUUGAAGAUUCUUAGACUUUCCAAUAUGGGUUCUUCUUUAACACACAUACCUGAUGCAAUAUCAGGGAUGUCAAAAUUGAUAGAACUUAACUUACGCAAUAAUGGAAUACAAGAGAUAAAUCAAAACCAAUUUGCUAAAAUGGUUCAGUUAAGGAGACUCAAUCUGGCCUAUAAUAAACUAUUUUCUCUUGACCUGCAAUCGUUCCAAAAUUGUGUCCAACUGGAGGAAUUAGACGUAAGUGAUAAUCUUAUACACGAAGUGAGCCAGAUCCUUUUUCUUCCUCAAUCGAUAAGGAAGCUUCAAUUGUAUGAAACUAAAUCCGACACUUUUGACAAGUGUACCGUUGCAAACUUUCUGGCACAUUUUCAGAACUCCUACAUGUACAUUUCAGGCGGUCGUUUAACUUGUGAUUGUCGCUUGGCCUGGGUUAGAAAACAAUCAGCGUCUUUCGGCUCAGUUUCGGCUCGGAUAAGUUUUAGUGGAGCUUGUUAUCUCCCAAGGGAGCUAUACGGCCAAUCAGUGAAAUCAUAUACUCUGAGUGAUUGCACUCUUGAAGACGAAAAUUUGGAAAACUGCAACAGUAUCUCAACAACUCCACCCAAUACAACGACGGAACACCCGUCCGAGGCUUUGAAUCACUCGUUCAUUCCUUCAGUCCAACUAUCCAGUCUCCAAAAGGACAUCAGCAACGUUCAAACUAUCACAACUGUGUCGGUAUUUGUCGCUGUUGUCGCCAUUGUGGCAGUUGUCUCUACAGUCGUCGUGUUGCUGAUUUGCUACUUGAUUUAUAGAAACCGAGAACCCGCAAAGGAGAAGGACCAAGGCCACGUCAAUCAAGGUACCCAGUUAUCGGAAGAAGUCCAGGGUGAAAGAACACCUGAAGGUCAAAGUUCUGAAGAUAGUCUGGAUCAGAACACGACUGGAAUGGCCACCAGCGCCCCUAGUGGUGACUUUACUCAUCUGAAAAAGACAGACAUAAGGAACACGCUAGGCAGCAGUCCUUCUAUAGAUUGGUGGGCUUUCUAUUACGGCGGUGUAGAGAACAGCCUGCGAACUUUGUUGUUCCGGAACUCCUACCUUACCACCGUCCCCUCAGUCUUGUCAUAUCUAACGGCUUUACAGGAGCUGGAUCUUGCAGGCAAUAGAAUAACUGGUGACCCAUCAAACUAUCUUAGUUACCUGACAUCACUCCGGUCGCUGUGGCUUGACAACAACUAUCUAUUGAGUAGUAUCCCAUCAUCCUUGCAGCGCCUGACUUAUUUAAGGAAAUUGUCUCUCAGAAGCUGUAACCUCAACCAAAGUUCAGUGACGUCAUUUGGCAAUCUACCCUCGUCUUUAGAGUGGCUGGACGUUUAUAAUAAUCGUCUGUAUGAAAUACCUCUGGGUAUUGGCUUGCUUCAAAAUCUGACCUAUCUAAACAUGAAAUAUUGUAAUCUGAACUCUUUGUCGGACAACGUCUUCCUCAAUCUAAAGAAGUUGGAGAUCCUAGAUCUAAGUCGAAAUCCCAGUGUCGUUUCUACCCUGAACGUUCUUGCCAAUCAGAAGUCGUUAAGGAUUCUCAGGCUCUCCCAAAUCAGUUUGUCUUUAACAGACAUACCUGAUGCAAUAUCAGGAAUGGAAAAGCUGAUAGAACUUGACCUAAGCUAUAAUGGAAUACGAGAAUUAAAUCAUGGUCAAUUUGUCAAACUGGUACAGUUAAGAAAACUUAGCCUUGACCACAAUAAAAUAGCUUUUCUUGAACGGAUGUCGUUCCAAAAUUUUGGCCAUCUGGAGGAACUAGACCUAAGUUAUAAUCUUAUACACGAAGUUACCCCGAUCCUCUUUGUUCCUCAGUCCAUAAAGAAUCUUAACCUGGAAGGAAAUAAAUUUGAAACCUUUGACAAGUGUACGGUUGCAAACUUACAGGCAUAUCUUCAGAACUCCUACAUUUCAAGCAACCUUUUCAAUUGCGAUUGUCGUUUGGCCUGGGUUCGAAAACUGUCAGCGUCUUUCGGCUCAAGGGUAAGUUUUAGUGGAUCGUGUUAUCUACCAAGAGAGCUAUACGGCCAGUCAUUGUCUUCAUAUCCCCUAAAUGGUUGCACGUCUGAAGACGAAAGUUUUGAAAGCUGCAACAUUGUCAGGACGCCCGAGGCUUCGUUCGUCAAUUCAGCCCAAAUAUCCGGUAUCAAAAAGGACCUCGACAUCGUUCAAACUUUCACAACGGUGUCGGUAUCCGUCGCCGUUGUCGCCCUCCUGGCAUUUGUCGCUACUAUCGCUAUGUUGCUGACAUGCUUCUUCAAGCGAAGGAACCGAGUGCCCUCAAAUGGGAGGAGCCGGGGUCACCCCAAUCAAGGUCUUCAACUAUCGGAAGCUGUCCAGGGUGAAAGGGCACCUGAAUGUCGAAGUUCUGGAGAUAGUCUGUAUCAGAACACGGAUGGAACGGCCAGCAGAGGCCCGAGUGCCGACUAUGAACCUUUGAGGAAUACAUGCGGGGUUGCAAACAACACGGAGGCCAUUUCGACUCCCCUGUAA